Messenger RNA from Nelumbo nucifera (sacred lotus), 1742 nucleotides. Lineage: Eukaryota; Viridiplantae; Streptophyta; Magnoliopsida; Proteales; Nelumbonaceae. The record is from RefSeq and is a predicted model, not a curated record.
CAGUUCAUUUAUUUGAUGGAAUGGAUUUUUUUAGCUUCUAAUCUCUCUGUGUUUAUACCCCAGGGGAAUCUGGAAUUAAAAGAUUUUGAUAUAAGAAAGGAAACAGGUGGCUCCUCUAAUAGAGCCAUUCAGAAGGAUUUGAAUGCUAAUGUAACGGAAAAUUUCCUCGAAAUUCAUCUUUUCUGGGCUGGAAAGGGCACUUGCUGCAUACCUGAGGAUGGUUAUUAUGGACCAUCAAUCUCAGCUAUUGGUGUUACUUCAGACUUUGCAACAUCUGGUAGUGGCCUUCCACCAGCAACAACUUCAUCUAGAAAGAAAAAGACAAGCUUGAUUGUUGGAGUUGUGGUUUCUGUUGUUAUUGCAAGUUUAGUGUUGGUUUUUGCAAUUUUGUACUUGAGAAUGAAAAGGCUAUACACCGAUGAGGAAGAAGAGUUUCUAGAAAUAGGUCCCAAGACCAACACUUUCACUUAUGCUGAAUUAAGAGCUGCUACAGAAGACUUCAGUUCAAAUAAUAAGCUAGGAGAGGGAGGAUUUGGACCUGUUUAUAAGGGAACGCUUCCUGAUGGGAGGAUCGUGGCUAUAAAGCAACUCUCAUUAGGAUCCAACCAAGGAAAGAGACAGUUUUUAACAGAGAUUGCCACAAUAUCUGCAGUGCAGCAACGCAACCUUGUGAAAUUGAAUGGAUGUUGUGUUGAUGGCAAGAAACGGCUGCUAGUUUAUGAGUACCUUGAAAACAAGAGCCUUGAUCAGGCACUCUUUGGGAAAAGUGGUCUACAUCUUGAUUGGCGGACCCGCUAUAAAAUAUUGCUGGGGACAGCAAGUGGUCUAGCUUACCUUCAUGAGGAGUCAAGGCUUAGGAUUGUGCACAGAGAUGUGAAGUCUAGCAAUAUUCUGCUUGAUGCUAAUUUUGAUCCAAAAAUUUCUGAUUUUGGUUUGGCCAAGUUGUGUGAUGACAAGAAGACCCAUAUCAGCACCCGAGUUGCGGGGACAAUUGGCUAUCUUGCGCCAGAAUAUGCUAUGCGUGGCCAUCUAACAGAAAAGGCUGAUGUGUUCGGAUUUGGAGUUGUUGCUCUAGAGAUCCUGAGUGGGCGACCAAACUCUGACGCAAACUUGGAUUCAGAGAAAAUGUAUCUUCUUCAAUGGGUAUGGAAUUUACGUGACGAUCACCAUGAAUUGGAACUCAUGGAUCCGACACUGAAUGAGUUUGAUGAAGUCGAAGCUCGUCGAGUUAUGGAAGUAGCUCUACUGUGCACUCAGGCUUCACCAGUGCUGCGGCCAUCCAUGUCAAGUGUUGUGGCCAUGCUAGAAGGAGAUAUUGAAGUGAGCACAGUUACUACUAGGCCCGGUUAUUUGGUAUAUUGGCAAUUCAAUGAUACCAUCAGUAAUAUAUCUUCAACAAACUAUAUUGCAUCAACAUCAAAUCCAACCACCAUGCUUGAUGGAAACCUUUCUUGAAGUAUUUUUGCAGUCAGAUGGUGUCUAAACAUGAAAGAUCAUUAGAAGGUGGCACUUGGUUAAAUCACAUUCAUGUGUAAUAGUAGCAAUAAUAUUUGUAAUAAAAUACUAGGAUAGUACAGAUCCAUGUUGUCCUUAACAGUGUAAGGUACCACGAAGAACAUCCAUCAAGCGUUCUUCCCCUUUUUUGUAGUUCAUUGGGGGAGAGCAAACCAUCGCAAGGCAAUUUCAAGAAUGUAUUAUGAUACAUUCUAGAUAUGAAUAGAUAUGGUGAAAAAAAAUUAAGA